Physella acuta is the source of this 1924-nucleotide messenger RNA. Its product is annotated as N-acetylglucosamine-6-phosphate deacetylase. Lineage: Eukaryota; Metazoa; Mollusca; Gastropoda; Physidae. Gene Ontology annotation, molecular function: N-acetylglucosamine-6-phosphate deacetylase activity. Gene Ontology annotation, biological process: N-acetylglucosamine catabolic process. The record is from RefSeq and is a predicted model, not a curated record.
CAAUCCAGUGAUAAACAAUACCAGCAAGAGAACUAGAUCUGGAUCAAGUUCUGUGUAAAGAUCUGAUAAGAGAUUACUAGUCUAGAUUUACUUGUCUUAGUGCAACUUAUCAUUCAGUCUAGGUCAAGAAAAGCAUUCGCCAAAAAAAAUAAAUUAAUAAUCUAGUGUAAUCAUGUCACAGUCAUCACCAACUAGUGCCGGGUACCUCUACCAAUACACCAACUGUCACAUUUUAAGAGGAGGCAAAAUAAUCAGAGAGGAUUUGUGGAUCAGAGAUGGGAAAAUCAUGGAUCCGGAAAUUCUUUUCUAUGUAGAAAAAGUCAACGCUGAUAAGAAGAUAGAUUGCAAGAACAUGAUAAUCUCACCUGGAUUUAUUGAUGUGCAGUUGAACGGUGGAUAUGGGUAUGACUUUUCCACUGAUGUAAACCUAGAAGAAGGAAUUGAGAAAGUUGCUCAUGGCCUCUUAUCACAAGGGGUCACUUCUUUCUGCCCAACUAUCAUUACAUCUCCUCCAGAUUUUUAUCAUAAGGUUCUCCCACGUAUCAAGAAAUGUAAUGGCAGCAAGAAAGGAGCUGGUGUUCUAGGUGUACAUGUGGAAGGACCUUUCAUCUGUGUGGAAAGAAUAGGAGCCCACCCUAAGCAGUGUGUUAGAGAUUAUGAAAAUGGCUUCUCAGAUGUUCUUGAGACCUAUGGAGAUCUGACCAACAUUGCAAUAGUUACCUUGGCACCAGAAAAAAAGAACUCAAUGGAAGUGAUAGAAGAAUUCUGCAAAAGGGGAAUUGUUGUUUCUGUUGGUCAUUCAAAUGCUAAUUUGGUUGAAGGAGAAGAAGCCGUUAGAUCAGGUGCCAGAUUUAUAACACAUCUUUUCAAUGCUAUGCUUCCAUUUCAUCAUCGUGAUCCUCAUCUUGUUGGAUUGCUAACUAGCGAGAAACUCCCUCGCAACAGGAGAGUGUUUUAUGGUAUUAUUGCAGACGGCAUCCACACCCACCCUGCAGCACUUCGUAUAGCCCACAGAGUUCACCCUCAAGGUACAGUGCUUGUGACAGAUGCUAUUCAAGCCAUGGGCUUACCUGAUGGUACCUACCCUUUUGGUGAACAAACUAUUGUUGUAGAGGGCAAGAGAUCUUACAUCAAAGGGACCAAUACAUUAGCUGGCAGCACUGCAACAUUAGACCAUUGUGUGAGGUUAUUUGCCAAACAAACAGAUUGUGGCAUUGAAAAAGCUUUAGAGGCAGCCUCUCUUCAUCCAGCUCAACUGAUGGGGAUUGAAGACAAGAAAGGAACAUUGGACUUUGGCACAGAUGCUGACUUUAUUAUGUUGGAUGAUAGUUUAAACGUCAAGGCGACAUACAUUGCUGGGGAAUGUGUGUACACAGCCCCAUAAAACCAUUGACAUCAUACAAAUAUCACAUGUUCAAACUUCCAUUUUUCUAUCAUGUCCAAUACAAAUUCACUCAGGACUUCUCUGUCAAAGAUUUUUUUACUAUAUUAAUGUUAUAAAAACAAGGCAUUAUUCUUGUCCAUUGUAUAAAGAAGUUUUUGUAAUAUUCUUUUAAAAAAUUUCUUUUCUUCAUUUCUAUAACCAGGAUGAACUGCAUAAUCUCCGUUUGCAUUUAAAAAAAUUUAGACUUGUGAUUUAAUUGAUUGUAGUUAAUGUGAACAAUCAGGUAAACAUUUCCGUGUGUAUUUAUUGUUAGCUAUAAUAAUUGAACAUGCAUAAAUAAUAUAUAUGUAUAUAAAAUAUUUACUGGCUCCCCCCCCCCCCCCUUAUUUGCACGCAAUUCAUGGAUCUAUCUUUGUAUUAGUUUUAUAGGUAGUUGUCAACAAUGACAUUUUAAAUAAUUCCAAAUGUAACCUCAAAUGUGUCCAAUAUUGAACCCAGGAUCUUGAUGGACCGAAAUGAAAAGAUGGAUAUUUGUCAGAU